Oxyura jamaicensis (ruddy duck) is the source of this 2581-nucleotide messenger RNA. RefSeq names its product transmembrane protein 68-like. The transcript has 7 exons. Lineage: Eukaryota; Metazoa; Chordata; Aves; Anseriformes; Anatidae. Bases 167 to 1123 code for a protein of 318 amino acids. Gene Ontology annotation, molecular function: acyltransferase activity. Gene Ontology annotation, cellular component: membrane. The record is from RefSeq and is a predicted model, not a curated record.
GGAGCCCGCCGGGGCUGACAGGCCCAGCCCCAGCCCCGCCUCUCCCCUGCGCGGGGGUGGCCGUGCCUCUUAUCCCGGGCCAGGGGCGGCGCGGCGGGGUGCGGGGUGCUGCCGCGGGCAGGAAGUGAUAGGUAGAAAAGAAUCCUGUGCCUCAGGACAGCUACCUAUGAGCUACCUAAGCUGCCUUGCUUACAUACUGGAAGAAUGGACUGCUGUGGAAUACCUGAAGAAAUAUUUUUUCCAUGUGGUCAUCAUCUUGCUGACAAUUAGUGCAUUGCUAAUUUUUUUUAUUGUUCCUUUAACAAUCCUCUUUUUCAUUUACCUUACUAAUGUUUUGCUUUUAAUAUAUCAGAGGAAUGACGAGGUAAAAGCCACAAAAGAUCCCUUGAGUGAAGUUUGGGAUAGUGCAAGGAAAACUGUGGCAAGCUUUUGGGAUAUAUAUGCAAGAAUAUGGCACGGUUAUGAACUUCAUGGUGUGGAAAACCUACCAGAAGGACCAGGCAUUCUUGUUUACUACCAUGGAGCUAUUCCCAUAGACUACCUUUACUUUUUAUCUAGGCUCUUUCUCUGGAAGAAAAGACUUUGUCUGUCAGUAGCUGAUCAUUUUGUCUUUCGUUUACCAGGACUCAAGUUACUGUUAGAAGUGACUGGUGUUAUGCCAGGUACGAGGGAGGAGUGUCUCAGUGCACUGAAGAACGGUCACCUGGUGUCUAUAUCACCAGGUGGAGUUAGAGAAGCACUGUUCAGCGAUGAAAGUUACCAGCUCAUGUGGGGAAAUAGAAAAGGCUUUGCUCAGGUUGCUCUAGAUGCAAAAGUGCCCAUCAUUCCAAUGUACACUCAGAAUGUACGAGAAGGAUACAGGAUGUUUAAAGAACGAAGAUUUUUUAGAAAAUUGUAUGAAAGUACUCGAUUGCCAUUUACUCCUCCAUAUGGAGGACUUCCAGUUAAAUUUCGCACAUAUAUAGGGGAGCCGAUCCCUUAUGAUCCAAAUAUAACUACAGAUGAGUUAGUUGAAAAGACAAAGACUGCAGUUCAGGCUUUAAUAAAGAAGCACCAAACAAUCCCAGGCAGCAUAUGGAAGGCUUUAAUGGACCGAUUUGAUAGACAUCAUAAAAGUGAUUAGAAUGCUUAUGUUUAUUUCAUUCUUUUUACAGUCUAUAGUAAAAAACAAUGUCCUGUGGCAGUGAUGACUAAUUGGUGUUUAACCGGUUUAAUGUACAAGUUUCUACAGAUUCAACAGAAGAAAACAAUAACUUUUUGAAGAUUCCCCUGUGUGAGCUCUUUCAGUCAAUGGCUUUUUGAGGAUAUUCUUGAAGACAGAAAGAGUGGGCCCUUGAACAAGAAAACUUAUGUAUAAUAGCAAGUGCUGAAUUUACCAAGAAGAAAUCACGUAGCCAAUAUUUGACACUUUUCUAAGAAAAAAGUAUUUACAUAUAUCUGAAAGUUUGAAAAGUUUUACCUAGUUCUGUGCUUUUUUUUCUGUGCUGUUCACAGUCCAGUGUCAGUAGGUGUUGUCCCACUGAAUUGCAGUCUAGCAGGCACUCUCUGUCAGUACCUUCCAAACUAGACCUCACGCAAGUGUGAGAAGAGAAAAUGUCUUUAGCUAAUGAUAUGUUGCUUGGAUCACUUUUCUAGAAAUGUAUGCAAAGAGAAAUAAUCCCAUUAAAACAGAUAUUAGACUCAUACAAAUACAUCAGCUUAAUGGUUCAUUAUCCUAGGAAGUAAGAAUUCUGCAUUCAGGACUUCCCUUUGACGGGGGAAAAAAGUCUCCUAUCCCGUUUCAUGUCCUCCUGUCCUUUUAUGAGAGAAUGAAGCAAAUCUGGCUAACUCUAGGGAAGAAGUAAUAGAGUAACAGAAAUACCUGGUUCAGAUUCCCACUACACUUUGAGGCAAAAUUUAGUUUUAUACUCUCAAAGAGAGGGGAAAAAAAGCUUCAGUUAACUGUAGCACUUUGCAAAUACACGUACUUUCAAGUCUGUGCUGGUACAUUCAUGCACUAUUGCACCAUGCAAUACUGAUUUAGCAGACGAGGCUGCCUGUAGUCGGAGUGACUGCGUCACAGUCUAUUUGCAGUACAGAUGUGCUACACUCACCCAGCCUUCCCAGGGAGUGGGGUGAGGGGAGCUUAUCUAACGCAGGCCCGAGGCUUGUAACCACUGGUGGUUUGCCUAAAAAUGCGGUACUGCAACACGUCCGUUCCCAUAUGGAUUGAGCCUAAGUGCCUGCUCGGAAGGGAGGAUAUAGGCAGUGUUGUCUUCCUAAUACAAUCUUCAGAAUACAGAAACUUGCUACAAAACAGAACGUGUUUUUACAAGCUAUGGGAUGUUGUUAUUGGUGGGAGUGGGAGACCUUUAUGUAAUAUUUUCAAUGUGCCAUUAAAAGCAACCCAGUCUCUUAACUUCAAACAUGAAGGAACGUAAUUUUUGUGCCUCGUUUUUUCCUCUUGUACUUUUGAUAUCUUGCCCUUGCACAUCCUAAAAAAUUAUGUGGCAUCUAAGAAAUACAUAUAUAACACUAGCCUGUUGUCACUAGAAAACUAAAUCCAUUUUUUGGAUUAAAAUAAACCUCUCUUCUCAUGCUG